Messenger RNA from Lytechinus pictus (painted urchin), 4232 nucleotides. RefSeq lists its product as uncharacterized. NCBI's taxonomy places the organism in Eukaryota, Metazoa, Echinodermata, Echinoidea, Temnopleuroida, Toxopneustidae. Gene Ontology annotation, cellular component: plasma membrane; protein-containing complex. The record is from RefSeq and is a predicted model, not a curated record. The transcript is spliced from 12 exons. Gene Ontology annotation, molecular function: calcium ion binding. Gene Ontology annotation, biological process: heterophilic cell-cell adhesion; establishment or maintenance of epithelial cell apical/basal polarity. Bases 130 to 2508 code for a protein of 792 amino acids.
CGGGCGUCACAAUUUAGUACAUGUACAAAGUUCGAAAAACGAGGAAACGGUACCGUGUCCUCGAAGCGGCAAGGCUGUCUCUUCCAUUACACGGAUGAGGACAUAAUUAUUCCACUUUGUAAUACAAAAAUGGAGACCAUUUAUCAGAUUUUCAUUUGUGGUCUGCUCCUCGGAAUUAACAUACCGAUUUUUCACGCAUCAACUGACAUCAUCCUGACACCAGGGAGUCCCGAGGAGGAUUAUACAUUUAACAAUACAUGUACCCAACCUCCAUGUCAACAAUGCUCCACGGCCUGUCCACCUGUUUCCGUAUCAAGCCCCCUUGCAACCACCCUCGUUGCUACCUUUAUAGAUCUUCGAAUCCCUGCAGAAUAUAAGAUAACAUUUACAAACCUGAACACCAGUGAGGAGUUGCUUGCCAUUUCAGGGAUAUCUCAAGUCAUCGAUCCGAUUUAUGUUGAUUCCUCGCAAUUGAAAAUGGAAGUGGAGAAAGUCGUUGGGACCAACCCUCCUUUCACGUUUUUUCAAGUGAGAUUUUCUUUUAUAGAUCGGCUACAAGAUCCGUUCAUCCGGUCAAGCGGUGGUGCCUUUGCCCUAUCCGACACAUAUCGAAACAUCACCUUGCAGAGUGCCAACCUGUCCAGCAUGACAGACCUGGAGGCCGAUCUCCACUGGUUUAUCACAGCCACCUCCUACUCCUGGAUCCAGGUUGAUAUCCUGGAGAUGGAGCCAGGAAUGGGGGCCACUGUCUGCAUCUUCGACACCUUCAACACCUAUGGAGAAUGGGUGUGCAUGACGAACUCGGUAUCGUCCACCUCAUGGUAUUCGUACGAUGACGAGAUCAGGUUGUUGUUCUCCGUCCGAAUAGGUGAUCAGCCUGGUGCUGGUCUGACGGUGAAGCUGACUAUCAUCGAUCAUUUAACAUGGAAUGGUCAGUCCCUGGCCAUACCAUCGUGCAACCCGAAAGUGACUCUACAGGAAGCAGAAACCAUCAGAUUUACUUCACCAUUCUUCAAUCAAUCUGUUGAAAAUGUGAGAUACCAGUGCAGGAUGACAUUCACCAACGGAUUACAGCCAGCCGGCAUUCAGUAUCAUCAUCUCGAUGUCAAAGACAGGGUUAUAGUUCACACAAGAGAGUCUGGGGAAUUGUUGAAACUCGCGGAAGCUACGGAUAUUCACAUGGGAUCUUUGGAUCCCCCCAUCAUCUCUGUGUCGCCAACUCCAGAUAUUUCCGUUGACGUGAAUAAAGAUUACCAGGGGACUGACGUUGGUCUAAUGGUGCAACCAUAUACAGAAGACAUACUGAAUGUAGGUCCAGAACCUUUGUCAUCCUUCGGCCUCGCCAUGGAACUUGACAACGCCUCAUUCCAACAGGACUUCAUCUCCCUUGGCUACCCGGUUCUUCCCAAUGCGGUCAUGGACUUCAAAUGGCUGUUCGACAAUCGUGUCACUGGUACGGCCAUCAAAAUUCAAUUCAUCGAUUUUGACAUCGGUGCGGCCACCCUUUUUGGCCAUGUAGCAGAGACGAACCCACCUCUAUGGCAGUUGACAGGAUCAGGGAUUCCAGACGAUAUCCUCACAGACACGACGAGACUGACGCUCCUGCUGCAAUCGGAUUCUCAAGGCACAUGUUGCAACAGAGGGAUUUACUUCAACUUAACACUGAUAACAAUGAUCGAUGAAUGUUUGAACACUCCAUGUCUAAACGGAGGAACUUGCACCGACGAGUUCGAAUCAUUCCGAUGUCACUGUCCCAACGAGUAUGAAGGAGAUUUGUGCCAAAACCAAAUUACCACACAAAGGCCGAUUCAAACGACGGAGAGCUCAACUUCAGCUGACAUUACGACGAUCGCAACACAGACAACGGAUGUAACAGAUUUCAUGACGCAUGACCCAACUUCGAAGACUACAACUCGCAGUGAACCAACUUCUACUAUGUCACCUACUAUAAACGAUGGCAAAAACACAGGAGAAUCGAAGGAUCCCGAUGUACUCAUUAUCGCACUGAGUGUUAGUAUCGUCAUGGCCUUUUUCCUCAUCGGAUUCCUGGUUGGCGUGGUGGUUUACCGAAGUCAGAAGCAAGCAGGGAGUUUGUCAAGCGCCGUCUCUCCGUCGUGCUCCCAAAACGAACUAAUCCAGGAGAAUAGAACAACCCCUGAUCGGUACCAAGAAGGAUUGGAUUUUCCGAGAAGCAAUGGUUCUCUUCCUCCACCACUUCCUCCAGACCGACCCGAUCCCCCACCUAGCUACUAUGACACGAUAGACGGCGGAGCAUGUAGAGGCAGCUAUUUAGAAUUGGACCCGUCCUCCAUGGGUGGUGAUGAAUAUGCAAAACUCCAUGAAAAACUAAACAGUCCAUACGCCACAGAGAUUUUCCAUGUCUCCCCCGCUGGGAAUCGGGAAUCAGCAUAUUCCGAUGCCAGUUACUGCAUGCCUAUGAAUGGCUACGUACCUCCAUCUCACAUUAGUGGACAACAAACAUCAGAGUUCAACACGUUUCACGAGUGAGACGAGGGGUCCGUUGCAAAUAAUGCUCGUGUAGGGAGUUUUUUUUAUCCUACAGCGCAGGACGAAUUCGGGAACAUAGAGAUAAAUUGUGCCCUUCAUGAGAAUGAGGUCUUCGUCCAAAGUCUGUGAAUUAAAACAGCAGUUUCGUUCUGGACUCUGGUCAAACGACAUAAUUUAUUUGCAAUUUUUCGUCAGCUCCGAAACUUAGGACGAUCUGCUUUUCCGGUUCAACAAUUUUCGAUAAAAACAUCUCUGCUGUUCAUUGUGGUUUGACUUGCUCGUUAUUUGGUGUGUUCUCGAAUUCGUCUGCGUGGCAGUGCAAAAACUCGCUAUUAUCAUGGGUGAAUAUACUAUAUAAUCGUAGCUUCCCUGAAACCCUUGAUUUUGAUUUUGAGUUACUUAUAGUCACAGCUUUUGAGUGUACCAUGAUACGAAUAGUCGGUGAUACUCACCGACAAUAUUUAUUGUUAUAAGCUUCUGGAAUCCUUGCAUGUGAUUGGCCGAGACAAAACAAGUGAGUGAAAAUCACUCACAAAACCUUUCAUGGGACGUUCCACGGGAAAAAUAUGCGGGGGGGGGGUAUUUCCAAAACUUUCAAUUUCCCAACUUUUUUCAUCCUCACUACAAGAUGAUGGCAAUACGCACCAGAGAGUAUAUACUACCUGCGUACAACUUCGGGCUACUUUUGUAAGAUAGAGGACACGCGAAUUCCUCCUUUGCCACCCCACUGCCUCUGGAUUCGCGUCUGUCUUGGAUAUCUAAUUGGCAUCUUCAAAACAAAUCUACGAUUAAUUUUUUUGGGUAUAAUUAUCAUAUAAAAAAAAUCAUACUAAUUAGCAUGAUUAGGUAGUAAAAAAAUCUAUACUUUCUGGUGAUACUCCAAAAUCAUCCCAAGAUUUUGAAUCUGGUAAAACUGCACUCCGAUUAUUAGUCUACUUUCUUAGUUUUAUCUGCUAGCUUUGUUUGGUAUUCAGAUUUGUCCGCAAUAACAGACAUUAUAACAUGAAUUAUUAGUCAUAUCGGUAGCCAAGUGUGACGCAAAUCUCUGUUCAUUUGAUCAAUAUUACCCAGAUUACACAGAAAUAUCGUAGAACACUAUGUACAGAAUAAUAUAUAAUAGGCCUACUGUAUUUCCAACAGCAGAGAUAACAUACCCGAUCACCUAAAGUUACAUUUACAUUGAGCAACUUAAAUACCACUUUCAGUACAAAUACUAACUAUUGUAUGGUUGUUUUUUUAAUUACAAUUUGUGAUCUUAUAAAAUGAAAUAAUAGGCCUAUAUCAUCAAUGCUAUGAAUGACGAGGAGGAUCUGUGCAUUUGGACGAAUGACUAAAUUCAUUUUUUAAUGCAAGUGAGUUGAAAACAUACAACAUAUUAAUUUGUAAAGACAGCUACCAACGGUACAAAUGGGCUUUUAUUUCAUUUUCAGGGAAAAAUUCGUCCUGCAUUUUUUUUUCAACGGGUAUGACUAAUUCUAUAGUGUUAACAGCAUACAUUAUAUGUAUCGUACAGACUGCAGAAAUCGUUUCUGUUUUAUAUUAAAAAAGUCUUAUAGCAAGUAAUUUUGAUACGAUGUAUUGAACUUUGUCUUUUUUCUGCAAGUAUUAUAAUCUUUAAUGUACCUGUAAGCAGAGAAAUUACUUUGUAUUUUGUUAUUCAGAUUAUGAUGUAUAAUAUUUUCUUGAGAUGCGUUUUAUAUAUUCAGCCCACUUUAAGAGAUUUU